Molecule: messenger RNA, 480 nt
Organism: Ilex paraguariensis (yerba mate)
Lineage: Eukaryota; Viridiplantae; Streptophyta; Magnoliopsida; Aquifoliales; Aquifoliaceae
Source: the annotation of a GenBank genome assembly
AUGUCGUCGGCGACAAAAGGUGGUAAAGAGGCAGCGGAGAUGAAGGUUAGUGACAGUAACAUUCACUGGGCUUUAGGGAAGGCGGGGGAAGAUCGGGUACAUGUGGUUGGGGGACUUUUUGUUGGAAUUUAUGAUGGGUUUAAUAGCCCUUAUGCCCCUGAAUUCUUGAUGGGUAUUGAGAUCAGAAGGAGGAGAUUGUGGGAAUUUUUAGCAGAGGAUGACCCAGAGAAAAAGGAUAAUAAGAAAUUGUUUCCAUGGAGAUUUGGAUUGGAAGGGGAAGAGAAACCAAAAGUGGAGGAAAAUAGAGUGGAGGAAGAGAGGAAUAGAGGAAGUGGGAACAGGCGGAAGGUGGGACCGAUUGAUCAUGGGUUGGUUCUAAGGGCAAUGCCGAGGGCUCUGGAAAUAACUGAGCUUGCAUAUUUGGAUAUGACAGAGAAGGUUCUUGAUCGUUAUCCAAAGCUUGCACUCAUGGGUUCUUGA